This is a messenger RNA of Geodia barretti, 531 nucleotides long. NCBI's taxonomy places the organism in Eukaryota, Metazoa, Porifera, Demospongiae, Tetractinellida, Geodiidae. The record is from the annotation of a GenBank genome assembly.
AUGGUGAAACCCUUCUCGCCUUUCGAACUGAUUGCAAGGAUAAAAGCGACCCUUCGAAGGUUGACCGUCGGCGGAGAAAUUACUGGCAACAAGACGUUCCAAUCGGGUGAUGUGCUGAUCAAUUUCGAUGAGCGAAUCGUCUACGUAUCAGGUCAACCGAUACAACUGACGGCGACGGAGUACAGACUGCUCACCGAACUCUCCAAUUCCGCAGGCAAGGUUCUCAUACAGGAUGUGUUGCUACAGAGGGUUUGGGGGCCGGAGUAUUCGGGGGAGCCCCAGCUUUUGCGCUCCUACAUAAAGUCCCUUCGCCAGAAGCUCGGGGACAAUGCCAGGAAUCCCUCGUAUAUCUUCACCGAGCAUGGCAUUGGGUACCGUAUGGCAAAGUCUAAUCCCAUGGCUAAUCUCCCCGGGCCCUUGAGUUCGGAACCCUCAAGCACUGAGGGAGCCGCCCAAAGGAGCAAGCCGGCCCUGCUGAGGAACAGCCCCCGGCUCCGCUACUUCGCACAACGACAGGAAUUCAGUAGUUAG